UAGCAAUGGAGCUUUGGGCAAAUCCUAUAAACUCUCUGAGCUCCUGAAUGCUAAUGUGUAAAGUGAAGAUAAGGGAACAUCGCUCAUAUAUUGUUUGAAAACAUUAAAUUGAAUUUAAAACAAGUGACACAGGCAAGUUGUCCAAUAAAUCCAUCUGUGAUAACAGCAACCACACUUUAUUGGUGCUGGGUGCCCAGGCCUUUCCUCAAUGCCUAACACAUAAUGUGCACUCCAUAAAUAUGUAAUGAAUGAUUGAAGAUUGGCAAGUUAAACCUGGUAAUGGGAAGAUCUAGAAACUAAAAUUGAAUCAGUCAUCUGUAGUUAGUUUUAGUCUUCUGAACCAACAGUUAAUGGAGUAAAAUACCAGAGUAUGCAAGAGGACAGGUAAUCAUUUGAUGGGAGGAGAUUGUGUUAUCUGACAAAAUGGGAACUAACACUGCAGACCCCACCAACCUUGCUCACCUGCCCUUCUCCAACUUAGAACUCAGGAGAAAGGAGAUGAACAUGAAGAUGUACAGCCCACAAGAAAGAAAGGACUGUGUGUACCAAGAGGUCAAUGAUCCCCAGGAUGAUGACUACCUUUAUUGUGAGAAGUGUCAGAACUUCUUCAUCGACAGCUGUGCUGUGCAUGGGCCCCCUACAUUUGUAAGGGACAGUGCAGUGGACAAGGGGCAUCCCUACCGCUCAGCCCUCACCCUGCCCCCUGGGUUGAGAAUUGGGCCCUCGGGCAUCCCUGAGGCUGGGCUUGGAGUGUGGAAUGAGGCAGCUGACUUGCCAGUGGGUCUGCACUUUGGCCCUUAUGAAGGACACAUCACAGAAGAUGGAGAGGCAGCCAAGAGCAGAUACUCCUGGCUGAUCACCAAAGGGAGAAACUGCUAUGAGUAUGUGGAUGGAAAGGACAAAUCCUGGGCCAACUGGAUGAGGUAUGUGAACUAUGCUCGGGAUGAUGAAGAGCAGAACCUGGUGGCCUUUCAAUACCACGGGCAGAUUUUCUACCGAACCUGCCGGGUCAUCAGGCCGGGCUGUGAGCUGCUGGUCUGGUGUGGGGACGAGUAUGGCCAGGAGCUGGGCAGCAAGUGGGGCAGCAAGUGGAAGAGAGAGCUCACGUCUGGGAGAGAAAAUAAACCCCAGUGGGGAAUCGCCUCAGAGAUUACUUCAUCUUCAAGUGAGAGAACAUGGUGGAUUGGCCAGAGAGCAACAGGGGUCAGGCGUGUAAGAAGUGUGGUUGUGGAAAAAUUUUGAAACGGGACUUCUCAG
Molecule: messenger RNA, 1257 nt
Organism: Phyllostomus discolor (pale spear-nosed bat)
Lineage: Eukaryota; Metazoa; Chordata; Mammalia; Chiroptera; Phyllostomidae
Product: histone-lysine N-methyltransferase PRDM9-like
Exons: 5
Coding region: 424-1242 (272 amino acids)
Biological process (GO): positive regulation of reciprocal meiotic recombination; regulation of DNA-templated transcription
Cellular component (GO): nucleus
Molecular function (GO): histone H3K36 methyltransferase activity; recombination hotspot binding; protein binding
Source: RefSeq, a predicted model, not a curated record